This is a messenger RNA of Symbiodinium sp. CCMP2456, 2463 nucleotides long. Lineage: Eukaryota; Dinophyceae; Suessiales; Symbiodiniaceae. The record is from the annotation of a GenBank genome assembly.
AUGGUGGCCGCUUCGCUUCGCAGAGAACGCGCGAUGAUCGAGGAGAAGAAGGAGCAACUUCAGCGGACUGCUGCUAUACUAUCGAAGGAGAAACGACGGAUCGAGGGUGAAUUGACAGAACAGGCGAUCGAACUCCAGGAGUUUAAGUCCAAAGCGGAAGCGACACUGAAAGCAGAGCGAGCGGCGCUCGAGAAGGAGAAAGCUCGCCUGGCCAAAGAGUCCGAGGCUCUCGCACUGACGCAGCAGUCCCUCAUGCAGCGAGCCGAAUCAAUGAGCAAGUCUGCCAAAGAUGCCGACAGCAACGAGCAAUCCCUCGAGCUUAUUGAGGCUGUGAGGCGUGAGAAGGCGGCACUGAAGCGAGGGAGGCAGCAGCUAAGGCGAGAAGCUGAGGCGAUAGCCGAAGCCAGGCGCCAGCUGGAGGCAAGCAUGGACCGAGGACAGGAGCUCGGGGAACUGCGAGCAAAAGCAGAGGCCCUGGAAGCCGAGGCUGACACCCUACGACGUGAGCGCACAGCACUUCAGAAGCAGCGUGCAAGGAUUCAUGCUGAAGCCGAGGAGAUUGCUGAAGAGCGAGAGAGCUUGGAGAAGGAGGCCAAAGCUCUUCAUCGAGCAGUCGCACGAGGUGAAGAGGUGGGAAAGGCCGACAAAGAUCUUCAGGCAGCGCUGCGUGCUGCGGAACAGCAGCUUGCGCAACAGACAGCAGAAUUUCGCAACUUCAAAACCCGAGUGGAGCAGCAAGAAAAGUCUCUUGGUCAAAGGGCCUUGGCCAAAGCGGCAACGCCGCUCCUCUCCGUCCUUGACGACUUUGGCAGAGCUCGGCUGGCUGGAAACUCCAUUGGAGAAGUUCAGGCAGUUUUGCGUCCGCUACGAAAUCGCCUGGUGGCUGUUCUGGAGUCGGAGUUCGGCGUCAGGCCGAUGCCCGACACUGUUGGCCAGGCGUUCAACCCAAAGCUCCACGACGCAAUCUCCAUCAGAGCCGAGGAUCGAGUGCCUCCAGACACCGUGGUCGAGCAGCUGGAAGAGGGCUUCUGCUUCGGUGAUUCAGAUGAGGUUCUACGACCAGCAAAGGCGGCCAUCCAGAAAGCAUGCUUGGAGCCAUCCUUUCACGUCAAUGUGCGGUCCUGGCUGCGCAAGCAUCAGCUGGACAGCUGUUUCGAUGUACUGGUCGUCAGAGGUGUUCUCGAAUCUCUCCAGCUCAAGGAAACGCUUCAGGCUGAUGCAACCCAGAGCUUGCCCGGAAGAUUUGUCGAUGCGUUGGCGAAGGCAUUGUAUGAAGGUGGUGAUCUUCGCCGUGUGCAUGGAACAAGACAGCUGCCAGACGGCUGGGAGAUGGUCUACUCACGCAGUGCAGGUCUCUUCUAUUACCACGAGAUUCACAAGAGCGGGGCGCAGAACGGGCGAACACAGUGGCAGUUUCCAGAUCUCCAGGCCGAGUCCAAUCCUCCCGAAGUUCCGAAUGCCUUGACGUGUGAAAGGGGCGCCCCUUCCAACAGCGUUCCAUACGUGGAGCUGGAUAGUGGAGGGGAGCCUCUGUGCUUGCUGUGCGGGCAGAGAGGUUUGGAACACUUUGCGGGAGCUGCUCACGCAGACAAGGUUCUGGCAUGGUCCGGAAUUCACCAACGUCUUUCCCAGGUGUUACGAGAGCUGUCAGCACAAGCGAUGCUACCAGCCUCGUCGGGAGGAAAGGCAUCAGACGAAGAUGCCGCACUGUCGAAGGUGUGGCUUGAGGAAGCCCGACGUGCAGUCUUCGAUCCUGAUGCAGAACACCAAGACGUUGAGGUUUGCCGUAUCUUUUGGCACCUGCUGCUCGAGCCCUUCUUCAAAGCCGUUCGGCUUGCGAGUGUGAAGGAGGGUUUGGACAGGGCCAUCUAUUUCAGUGGUCUGCCCGAGCCGAAGUGGGCAGACAUGCCCUGGCGCAUGCCGCCUCCACCUCGUCCGGGGCAGGACUUUACUUGGCCCCAUCAUUCCUCGCUAAAGCUGUCACCGUCCACACCGCGUGAGGUCUUCAAUGCCUUGUCUGCGCAAGCACUCCUCCAAGAAGGACUGGCUCCUCAGGAAGGUGAACACAGCGGAGGUCUCUGGUGCUCUUUCUGCUGCAAGCCAGUGAAGAGUCUCCAAGAGCACUUGGAUCGGACUUCUCGCGAGGCCCAGGAGCACAUGCGAACGAAGAUCAGCUGUCAAGCGGUGGUGGACAAGCUUCGAGUUGGAGGCUGGCGGCUACGCCGUGAAGGUCUGCAAAUCGUGAAGCAGCGAUUUCAUUGCGGUCUUUGCAAUGCAUCGGGAAGCUGGAUGCAAAUCUGGGAUCACCACAGAAGCCAGCACCACCAGAAUGCGUACAUGGCCUUGCAGUCGAGUCGCUCACCUGCCGCACUUCAAGCACACAACAACAGCGAACAGUUCAAGGAGGCAGAAGAAAAAGCCUGGCAAGCUGCAUUCGAUGCCGAUCGCAAUGCAGUCGUGUAG